UAGAUUUCUUAAUUCUAAAAUAGAAAUUCAAAUAUUUCCGUUCCACCCUUCUUCUUCUUCAGGGGACGGGAUUUGUGUUCCUCGCAGGACCUGUCGCUUCGUGUUCCAAAUUCUCUCUGAUUCUCAUCUUCGUAAUCGAACUGUUUCUCAUCCUUUCACUUCGGGCAGUAAAAUGUCUAUCAUGUUAAAGAAGGCAGAGGAACAUUAUCUGCUGGUAGCGCAUAUAUAAUGGUGGAAUGGAAAGGAAAAGGAUAGAUGACUUAGAACCAGGUCCACUUCCUUCGCCCAAACAAGUAGACAGAUUUGGAUUCUUAAAGCAGGAACAUAAUAGUUCUCCAGAUGUUACAACCAAGAACCGGUCCACCAAUGUUAAUGAGAGGGAGGAAAGGAGAGUUAGAAAAUGGAGGAAGAUGAUUGGAGUUGGAGGGAGUGACUGGAAGCAUUACGUUAGGAGAAAACCUAACGUUGUUAAAAGGCGUAUAAGGAAAGGUAUUCCUGAUUGUUUAAGAGGUCUUGUUUGGCAGUUGAUUUCUGGAAGUCGAGACUUAUUGUUGAUGAAUCCUGGAGUUUAUGAGCAAUUGGUAAUAUAUGAGACAUCAGCCUCUGAAUUGGAUAUCAUUCGAGAUAUCUCCCGUACCUUUCCUUCCCAUGUCUUCUUCCAACAGAGACAUGGGCCCGGUCAAAGAUCUCUCUACAAUGUUUUAAAGGCGUAUUCAGUUUUUGAUCGGAAUGUUGGAUAUGUUCAGGGGAUGGGAUUUUUAGCUGGUUUGUUGCUUCUCUAUAUGAGUGAAGAGGAUGCGUUCUGGUUGUUGGUCGCAUUACUUAAAGGUGCAGUUCAUGCUCCUAUGGAAGGAUUAUAUCUGGCGGGGCUUCCUCUAGUGCAGCAGUACCUAUUUCAAUUUGAUAACCUUGUGAGAGAGCAGCUGCCUAAGCUUGGUGAGCAUUUUACUCGAGAGAUGAUAAAUCCUAGCAUGUACGCUAGCCAAUGGUUUAUUACCGUUUUCUCUUACUCCGUCCCCUUCCAUUUGGCUCUACGAAUUUGGGAUGUCUUUCUUUAUGAGGGUGUUAGGAUUGUUUUUAAAGCUGGUUUGGCUCUUCUAAAAUACUGCCACGAUGACUUGGUAAAGUUGCCUUUUGAAAACCUCAUACAUGCUUUGCGAAACUUCCCAGAGGAUGCAAUGGAUCCAGAUACUUUAUUGCCCAUGGCUUACUCAAUUAAAGUUUCCAAGCAGCUGGAGGAAUCAAGACUUCUGUAUGAGAAGCAGCUGCAUGGAAAGGACAUUUAGGACGCUGAUAUUAGUGGGAAUCAGGAACGGCUGAGUUGAAGGUUCUCUUUUUUCCCCUAUCUCAUUGAAGCUAAGUGGUGUAGCCAAUUGGAAACCAUAGAAAAGUUAUUCUUUUAUGAGUCUUCUGUCGCAUCUGAAUUGUCUAGAAUGUAAACUAAAUGAUGCAUACACUCAUCAUUCUAUCAUUUUAUUAUUUGGUUUGAGUUUUGUACAAAUGCUUUGUAAAUCCCUAGUCACUGUACCUUUUUUAU
This is a messenger RNA of Cucurbita moschata (crookneck pumpkin), 1537 nucleotides long. Its product is annotated as EVI5-like protein. Lineage: Eukaryota; Viridiplantae; Streptophyta; Magnoliopsida; Cucurbitales; Cucurbitaceae. The transcript is spliced from 9 exons. Bases 237 to 1286 code for a protein of 349 amino acids. The record is from RefSeq and is a predicted model, not a curated record.